GAUACGCAGACACAGAACGCACUUCCUCCCGUUUCUGGAGGAGAAAUUAACAUGUUUUGACAGGAAGGACUCGCUGAGCUUUGAGUGUUCGCUGACACCAUUACAGCCCCGCGAGUGGUGUAUUUUAUAUAUAUAUAUUUUUUAAAGAAAUGUUGUCGUUGAAGACGUUGCGCAUUUUGUGCUCAUCGGGGGCUUUACUGCACCACGGCCGCCUCGCGACGAGGCGACAGACCGCUUAUACGACUGUUACAUGUCGGACGCGUUGCAUGAGCAGCAUCCCCGUGAAGGACACACGGCACAGCUGCCUGAAGCUCGAAGCGCGGGGGAGGGAAAGGAAGCUCAUCGACUCCACGACUCCGGCCAGUUCCCACAGGAGCUUCUGCACAGGUCAAGUCCAAGUGCGCUGCUGGAAGUGCGAACAGCCGCUCGAUGCAAAUCCCGCCUUCUUCUGUACGUCAUGCAACGUCAUCCAGCCCCCGGAAGAAGAUGCGUCCUACUUUAAAACGAUGGAUUGCGACUUCACGUUCUCGGUGGACACACAGAAGCUGCAGAGAAGAUACCUGCAGCUCCAGCGGGCUCUACAUCCAGACAACUUCAGCCAGAAGUCUGUGGUAGGCAGGAGAUGUGGGCGGGAACCAGAAUGCACAUCAGUCCAGUUACAUCUGUUAGUCCAGACGGAACAGGAGUAUUCAGAAAGCCACUCGGCUCUCGUGAACAAAGCAUACCAGACUCUGCUUAAGCCUUUGAGUCGUGGUCUUUAUAUGCUGGAGCUGGAGGGGAUUCGUACCGAAGAGGGCACCGACCCCGGGGCGGACCCGCGUUUCCUGGCGGAGCUGAUGGAGAUCAAUGAAGCUCUCGACGGAGCACUGACGCCAGAGGACGCCGAAGAGAUCGGCCGGCACACAAAGGGGAAACUGGCAGUCUUGACGGAGGCGAUAGACGCUGCCCUUCUUGAAGGAGAGCUCCAAGCCGCCAAAGCCCUGCUUGCCCAAAUGAAGUACUUUGCAAACAUCGAAGAGAAAGUGAAGGAAAAACUUUCUGAAUUCAUGUGAUCCCCCCCCACCUUUUAUUUUGUGUCUUUAUUUAAUAUUUAAAAAAAACUGUUUGGCACACAAAUUAUUGCACAUUUGUUUUUGGAUUAUGUAAAGCCAUUGUUCAAGUUGAAUAAUACAACUAAUUGUAAUCCAUCAUGAUUUGUACUUAAUCUUCCUUAUUUUUUUUUUUUUUUAUAAAAACGGCACAGAUACAAGGGUGUAAUUGGAUACGUAGCUUAUCUCCUUUUGAUAUUUUGGAAUUUCCUCGAGCCUAAUCAUAUCCACUUGUACCUAAUGUAUCAUUAAAUAUGACUGAGAUCUAUAA
Molecule: messenger RNA, 1359 nt
Organism: Gasterosteus aculeatus aculeatus (three-spined stickleback)
Lineage: Eukaryota; Metazoa; Chordata; Actinopteri; Perciformes; Gasterosteidae
Gene: hscb
Product: HscB mitochondrial iron-sulfur cluster cochaperone
Biological process (GO): [2Fe-2S] cluster assembly; protein complex oligomerization
Cellular component (GO): mitochondrion
Molecular function (GO): protein-folding chaperone binding; ATPase activator activity
Source: RefSeq, a predicted model, not a curated record